AUGUAUCCUGUUACAAUAGAGCUGGGUAACAAGUCUACGCGACUACUUGUAUCAGCUCUACCGACGCUUUCGGAACAUGUCAUCUUAGGCAUGGAUUUCUUAAGGAAGCGAGACCUGACUAUCACCAUCGAUGGCCAACCUCUAACCGCUACACGCCUAAGCACACCGGCACCCACCGAUCAUCUUGCUAUGCUAACCGAGAGCGUAGACGUCACCGGAUCAGCCGCCCGAACUCGCCCGAGGGCAUCCAAGCAGCCCCAGGAGCACAGCGGCAGCAAACAGCAACCGCGGCCGGACAUAAAACCAGCCGAACUAGAAGCAUUGCCGCGGCAGACGCCGCUCAGCACGAACGCCCGUAAAAUACCAACCACCAGACGAGUCCCAGCUGCAUGUGAAGGAAAUCGCGAAGCCUGUGCUACGACAGGACUGCGCGCCGCCCAAACCUCGACACACCCCGUAGGCAGAACAAAUGCUCAGGUGACGCUCUCAGCAGAUCGAAGCGAAGUGACGGCUGCAGCUUCAAUCCGACUCGUCCAGCGAGGCACUGCAGCGAGUACCGCCACGGCCGAAGCCAGCAUUAAUAAGCAACUUGUAAGGAAUGCGCACGAGAUACCAGCAAACACAGCGACUGCCAGUGUUAACGCAUGCUCGAACGACGAUGGGGCGUCUGCCCCAGCAAUUGACAAGACCAACGUCGAGACGACGCCGCCUCACCCAAAAGCGACGCCAACCCCGACGACGACCCGGCCUCCAACUGCCGAGAUCAGCGCACAACCGGCCACGCCUGACACAUCGCACCAAGAAGUGACACCGGUGACCGAAAUCCCAGGGUUCCUGGAAGGGCUGGUAAUGACACGACAGCACUUUAUCAAGCGCUCCAAGCGAACGCUAUUCUUCCGGGGCCGACGUCUAGCCCUACAGAAGCUAGAAGGCGACCGGGUUCUGGUGCGAUACGGCGAGGACAGAUGCGUGCUUCAUUUAUACGAGUAA
Bactrocera neohumeralis is the source of this 990-nucleotide messenger RNA. RefSeq lists its product as uncharacterized. The transcript is spliced from 2 exons. The coding region runs from base 1 to 990 and encodes 329 amino acids. NCBI's taxonomy places the organism in Eukaryota, Metazoa, Arthropoda, Insecta, Diptera, Tephritidae. The record is from RefSeq and is a predicted model, not a curated record.